This is a messenger RNA of Brassica oleracea var. oleracea, 1212 nucleotides long. Its product is annotated as ribosome biogenesis regulatory protein homolog. The transcript is spliced from 8 exons. Bases 117 to 1073 code for a protein of 318 amino acids. The record is from RefSeq and is a predicted model, not a curated record. Gene Ontology annotation, biological process: endonucleolytic cleavage in ITS1 to separate SSU-rRNA from 5.8S rRNA and LSU-rRNA from tricistronic rRNA transcript (SSU-rRNA, 5.8S rRNA, LSU-rRNA); ribosome biogenesis; ribosomal large subunit biogenesis. Lineage: Eukaryota; Viridiplantae; Streptophyta; Magnoliopsida; Brassicales; Brassicaceae. Gene Ontology annotation, molecular function: protein binding. Gene Ontology annotation, cellular component: nucleolus; preribosome, large subunit precursor; nucleus.
AGGGGGUUUAACUCAAAAAUACCGCAAAACCCUAAACACAAAAGAAAGUCCCUUUGUCUCUUUCUUCUUCCUCCACUCUCAUCUCAAUUGAUUCCACUCACUGCGACGAGAAAGACAUGGACAUGGAGACGGACCAAAUCUACCAGAUCGAUGUCGGCAAUCUUCUAGCUUUCAAUCCAAACCACCGUUUCUCUUCUGCCCCUUCUUCAAGGGAGGAGCUUGUGAAGGAAUGUGUUACAGAGGGAACAAAGCUUGUUCAGGCAAUAGCUGACACUCUUUUCAACCUUCCUUCUACUGAAACUAAUGAUGGCCCUCUCGUCCAGUUGCCUCCUCCUACAACUAAACUUCCUAGAGAGAAACAUCUUCCAAGGCCUAAGCCUCCUACUAAGUGGGAAGAGUUUGCUCUCAAGAAAGGUAUACAAAAGCGGAAGAAGGACAAGAUUGUGUACGACGAAACAACUGAUAAGUUUAAGCGUCGCCAUGGUUACGACCGUGUUAACGACGAUAAUGAUAUCCCCAUUAUUGAGGCAAAGGCAUCAGAUGAGCCAGGUGAAGAUCCUUUUGCCAAGAGACUGGAUGAUAAAAAGAAGAGAGUCGGAAAGCAAGAAAAGAACCGACUAGAGAAUCUGAAGACAGCUGCUAAAGCUGGUGCUUUACCAAGCCAUGUCCAACUAGCUGUGACCGGAUUGCCCAUAUCAGGCACCAAAACUCAGCCAAAGAAGAUUGGAAAGGAGGCACUUGGAGAUGUAGCUGGUUUAGCUGCUACUUCAACAGCUAGUGGUGGAAAGUUCGAUAAGAAGUUGCCUGGAGAAAAACCUCCUAAGAAGCAGGGCAAGCACCACAAGUAUUUACCAGUUGUACCAAGGUAUGGGUGGGUUGACGAGGAGAAAGAGCAGACUAAUAAAGUACUUGGCAAGUUAUUGUCAAAGCAUUCACAUGAGAUCCUCAAUGUUGGAAAGGCGAUAAACAUGUACAAUGACAAGAAGGAGAAAAAGAAGUCAGGAAGAUCAGACAAGUUGAAAGCUAAGAAAGACAUCACCAAGAAGAAGCCUUAUGCCAACAAAGCCAAUUGAAGAGACUCUCUCCACCUUGUUUUAUUUACUUUGUCGCUUAUCUCAUAACAACAAAAAGUAUUUACAAAUUUUGUGUGUUCUUAUCUGUUAAGGGAAUACUCUUAUAUUUUAUGUUAUAUUUUAAUCUUUUCGAACACAA